Suillus subalutaceus is the source of this 1704-nucleotide messenger RNA. RefSeq lists its product as uncharacterized. The record is from RefSeq and is a predicted model, not a curated record. The transcript has a single exon. Lineage: Eukaryota; Fungi; Basidiomycota; Agaricomycetes; Boletales; Suillaceae. The coding region runs from base 171 to 1418 and encodes 415 amino acids.
GGAUACUAGAGACAUCGACGAACCCGGAAAUCGUUGAGGCUGCGGCUGCGAUUGUACCUUGCGUGCAAUGGUCCCCGAAUCUUGAUGCUUCAGCGGCCUUCGCACGUUUACGGGAUAAUUUUCAGGCGUGUCAGGACAGAGAUGAGCUAUAUGUGAAGUAUGGCAAAGCCAUGGCCCAUCUUUGCAUCCAGCCGGUGAAAAUCGAUUGGAUUCUUCAUUCUUUUGGGAAUGAUAAAUUUCGGUCAACCCGAAGUCGUUUCAUUCGUGAUGCGUUCAUGGCUGGACGUGCCGCCUACGAUCAGCUCAAGAAUACUGAGAAGAAUACGCAGAAGGACACGCAGAAACAAAACGCUCUACAGAAUUAUCGGGCCAGUGCACGCACUGCUCUGAGAACAAUCGUUGUCCACGGACGGUACGAUCGACUUUCACGUCCGGACGAUGCAUGUUUGAUUUGGGAAGCUAAUCUGCGCUGGUAUCACGGCGACAAGCGUGAGCCCAGCUGUGAAGAAUUUGAUUGGCUCGUUGAUUACGUGAGGGAUGCAGAGGACAGCAAAGACGAUGAAACGAAAGGUGACGCUUUGCUCGCACUGAGCGCUAUGCGUGGACUAGGGAGCUCUGCCAAACGAUGGUCCUACGUUAGCUCGCUUAUCCGCUGUAUACACUCCACCAGACGUCUCCGAGUCCAGCAUGCCGCGCUUAGAGCUGCUUUUGAAGCUCGAGAAGAACUAGCUUCUAUAGCCGGUGCCUCAAUGCCGCAUGAUGUCGAUGCGCAGCUUCUGAACAAACUUUCCCGCGCUCUUUUAACUGCUGUAACAAAUGGCGACCAGCUUGACACUGGACCCAGCGCUACUACUCUCUACCAAAAUCGAGACUAUUAUUACCUCCGCCUCAUCUAUGCCCUGACAAAGAACGACGAGUGGUGUCAACGUCUGACCCGUGAUGGUCAUCGCGAGCAGUGCAUUUCUCUAAUCAAAGGACCCAGUUAUGAUCAUGCGGUAGAUGUAUUCUACCUUCUUGUGAUCUUCGGGCGCAUCAAGUUCUCAGGCGAGGAUUUUCUUUUCGAUCCUGCCAAUGAGAGGUGGCGGCUGCUCCUCACAGAAACAUGGGAGUUCGUACAAUAUAACACAAUAGGCGACGACGAUGUCGAUGGAAUACCAGUCAUUGUGACAGCGACGAGGUUGAAUUUUCCAGCCUCGGAUAAUAGUAUUCCGGUGAAGUGGUUGGUAGAUCUCGCUGCAAAAGUGCAUCAAGCUUCGGUCAGAUUGCAGCAGAACCAAGCGUACUAUAUAGAUCGUGGUAUAGCUCAGGCUGCAAUUGACGUUGCACUAUCCUCUACGCAGGGCUUGGACGACGAACUGAGUCGUAUGGUCGAGCAACGGAAUACAUCGCAAAGGGACGAUAGAGCUUCCGGAUCAUGAAGGACAUACCAGCGUCAGUAGUCAAGUAUUUUGGUACACACGUUGCAGUUCAUUCCUAUGCAUAGAUCGGCGCCUGAAGGCCUGAUCCAUGAGAUGGAUGACAUUUACAUAACUGUAGUAAUUUUUUACUUACUUUGUGCAUACCAUGAUUGUAGUCCUGCUCUGUCUGUCAAGAAGUCGGCGACUUGCGUUUUAAUCUUCUCCAGCGGCAAAUCGAGUUGAACUACACGUCGAGGGGAGGGCAGACUUCCAUUCGGGUGUCAGAAAUAUCAUGGACAAAUACACC